GCAAGGUAUAAAUAUCACCAGUCCCUCGACUCGUUCACGAAUGAGGAACCACCAAGUCCAAAGCAAGAUUCAAAGAAGCCCGAAAAGUUCAUCAAUCACCAAAAAUGCAGGAACCAACCUAUGACUCGAGCCGGCCCAUGCCAGCCCUUAGCAUAGUCUACGCCUACAAGCUCGUCAACUGCCCUGGCAAGACAAUUGUUGGGCUGCGCGUGGAAUUCCCCCCGAACGGAUCGACUCCACCCCACCGGCACGGCGGCGCCUCGGUUUCUGCCUACCUCAUCAGUGGCACGCUGUUGAACAAGAUGAACGACGACCCGAUGAAGGUUAUCGAGGCGGGAGGCACAUGGUACGAAGCCCCGGGUUGCCACCACCGCAUCAGUGACAACGCUAGUGAGACUGAGCCGGCCACUCUGAUGGCGGUCAUGGUUCUAGACUCGGAGAUAUAUGAUCGUGAUGGGAUGGCAGCGCUGCUCCAGAUCGAUGAGGAGUAUCGGUAGAUUUAAACACCGAGAAGUCUAGGUUCUUCCUGAGCGAGGAGGGUGAGUGUACUAUAGAUAGGUGUGGAAAGAGACAGAAUGAGUUAGAGAUUCUGUCGAUGAAGGGCAUGUCAAUACUGUCAAUUCACCGGUAGUACACCGUUUGAUGUAGGGUCUAUCAGUGGGUUAGAGAUUUUCGCUGUCGCUGGAUCUAGUCUUUCUUUUUCCGUCGAGAUUGG
This is a messenger RNA of Aspergillus alliaceus, 715 nucleotides long. RefSeq names its product cupin domain-containing protein. NCBI's taxonomy places the organism in Eukaryota, Fungi, Ascomycota, Eurotiomycetes, Eurotiales, Aspergillaceae. Bases 105 to 497 code for a protein of 130 amino acids. The record is from RefSeq and is a predicted model, not a curated record. The transcript is spliced from 2 exons.